CCCUCUGUCGCCCACGGCGGGGCGGGGUAAUGUGAGAGCCUCGUCUGCUUCCCUCUGCCCCGCUGUUGUCGGCAGCCCUGCCCGCUGUUCAGGCCCCGCUCACAGGGCAACUCAACCAUCUCCUCUGUUGUUUACCGGGAUCAAUGACCUAGCUGCGGAAUUUGCGCUGUUUUGCCAACGCGGAGCCGCUGAAAGUGACGCUUCGCCUGUUGGAAGAGCGGCAGACAUUUCUCGGCAUGCCACUCCACAGUAUCUGGCCCUCGUGUAGGAUGUGUUGUUGGAAUUGAGGACAAGUCAGCACGAUGGGCAACCAAGACACCCUGGAGGAUGUGUUUGUCGCCGUCAUUCGUCCAAAGAAUCAAGUCAGUCUGAGCUCGAAGGAGUACCGAGCUAAAGCCUAUGAGAUCCUGCUGAUAGAAGUGCCUUUGGAAGGGAAGGAGAAGAAAAGGAAGAAAGUCCUGCUGGCAACAAAGAUCCAAUCCGGAGUCGACAAAGCCAGAUCCAUCUUGGAUUAUGUUGAUGAAACGACCAAGCCGAUAUCCAACAACCAAGGCUUCAUAGGGAAGCGCGUGGUGCUCAUGAAGAAAUUCCCCCUGGAUGGAGACAAUGAAGGCAGAGAGGCCUCGCUUUUUGUUGUGCCAGUCAGUGUCAAAGACAACAGCAAACCCAUCUACAGCGCCGGCAGCCCCACUUUCUACUGCUUUCAGGACAUCAUGCGGGUUUGUAGCGAGACCAGCACCCACUUCUGCUCCGUCACCUCCAAGAUGCUCCUGGCUUUAGACAAAUGGCUCGCAGAGCAGCACACCGUGCCUCACGCCAUCCCCGCUUUGUUCCGGCCAGCGCCCGUGGAGCGUGUGAAGACCAACGUCAGCAACCCGGCCUACAGCAGCGAGGGCAAGCUCAGUGACGAGGGUCUGCACAUGGGCUACACCGCCCUGGAGAUCAAGAGCAAGAUGAUGUCACUCGAGAAGGCGGACAUGUGUAUCCUCAACCCGCUGUACGGCUCCGACCUGCAGUACACCAACCGGGUGGAUAAAGUUAUAAUCAACCCUUACUUUGGGCUUGGAGCUCCGGACUAUUCCAAGAUCCAGAUUCCCAAAAGGGAGAAGUGGCAACACGGUCCCAACAGUGUGACAGAAGACAAGGAGCGCCAGUGGGUGGAUGACUUCCCACUGCACCGCAGCGCCUGUGAGGGAGACACCGAGCUGCUCUCCAAGCUUCUGGACAGCGGCUUCUCAGUCAAGCAGCUGGACAGCGACCACUGGGCUCCCAUUCACUAUGCCUGCUGGCAUGGUAAAGUUGAAGCCACCAAGCUGUUGCUGGAGAAAGGAAACUGUAAUCCCAAUCUGCUCAACGGCCAGCUCAGCUCUCCGCUGCACUUUGCUGCCAGAGGAGGCCACUCAGAGAUUGUGCAACUCCUGCUGCAGCACCCAGAGAUCGACCGGCACAUCGAGGACCAGCAGAAGCGUUCGCCUCUCCAGGUGUGUGAGGAGAACAAGCAGAACGAAUGGGAGGAGACGGUGAAGCUCCUGCAGCAAGCCAGCACCAAACCUUAUGAGAAGGUGCGUAUCUACCGCAUGGACGGCUCGUACCGCUCGGUGGAGCUGAAGCACGGCAACAACACGACGGUGCAGCAGAUCAUGGAGGGCAUGCGUCUCUCUCAGGAGACCCAGCAGUACUUCACCAUCUGGAUCUGCUCCGAGAACCUCAACCUGCAGCUGAAGCCCUACCACAAGCCGCUGCAGCACCUGCGCAUCUGGACGGAGAUCGUGACGGACCUGACGGUGCUGGACCCGCAGAGGGAAAACCCGCAGCUCUUCCUGCGGAGAGACGUCCGGCUGCCUCUCGAAGUCGAGAAGAAGGUGGAGGACCCACUGUCCAUCCUCAUCCUGUUUGACGAGGCACGUCACUGUCUCCUCAAGGGCUUCUUCCCCUCUCCGGACAGCAAGCUGAUCACACUGGCCAGCCUCCUGCUGCAGAUCAUCUACGGCAACUAUGAGAGCAAGAAGCACAAGCAAGGAUUCCUCAAUGAGGAAAACCUUAAAUCUAUUGUGCCGAUAUCCAAAGUGAAAAGCAAAGCAUAUCACUGGACCAACAGGAUACUUCACGAAUACAAGGCCCUGAGCACCAGUGAGGGCGUGAGCAAAGAGAUGCACCACCUGCAGAGACUCUUCCUGCAGAACUGCUGGGACAUCCCCACCUACGGAGCAGCUUUCUUCACCGGCCAGGUGUACACCAAGGCCAGCGCCAGCAACCACAAAGUCAUCCGUGUUUAUGUGGGGGUCAACACCAAGGGGCUGCACCUCAUGAACAUGGAAACCAAGGUCCUCCUCAUCAGUUUGGAGUACGGCACGUUCAUGUGGCAGCUUGGACACGCCGACCAGUACUUCCAGAUACACAGUGUAGAAAACAAAAUGAACUUCAUUGUGCACACAAAACAGGCUGGCCUUAUUGUGAAGCUUUUAAUGAAGCUAAGUGGACAGAUGACUGCGAGUGAUAAGGGCUUAUCAGACAAGUAUGCUUACGGUUAAAACACAAAAAAAAACCCAAAAAUCUAUCGACGACAAGCCGGCGACCAAGUUCCCUGAGAGCAAGGUCUGCGCCUCACCAAAGUGCAUCAUUUUGUAUUUUGCAGAGCCCCACCGAUAUACCCUUUCACAUUGUGUAUUUUGAUUACUCUCCUAUUUUCAGUGCAUGUAAAUAUGUUUAUUUAAUAUUUCAUUUUAAUAAACUGAAGGAUGUACAUAU
Messenger RNA from Myripristis murdjan (pinecone soldierfish), 2748 nucleotides. RefSeq names its product KRIT1 ankyrin repeat containing (gene krit1). The coding region runs from base 303 to 2531 and encodes 742 amino acids. Gene Ontology annotation, biological process: cell redox homeostasis; regulation of establishment of cell polarity; negative regulation of angiogenesis. The record is from RefSeq and is a predicted model, not a curated record. The transcript is spliced from 17 exons. Lineage: Eukaryota; Metazoa; Chordata; Actinopteri; Holocentriformes; Holocentridae. Gene Ontology annotation, molecular function: protein binding. Gene Ontology annotation, cellular component: plasma membrane; cytoskeleton.